CCGAGCCCAGAACGGAAGAAAUGAAGUCUUUUGGUGCCUGGUGAGGAAGUUUUGGUUCCGAGAAUUGUUCUUGCAUCCCAGCACGAUGUCUGUGAAAAGUGCAAAGUCUGGAGCUGAAAGUCGACCGUGCUCUGCAGCCAGCAUGCCUCCUCGAGGGGGGAGGGGUCCACCAGCUGGAAGACCCCCGACCGCCGGCAGAUUUAAAAACAAGGCUCUUCAGCUCAGCCUCUCCAAGAAAUUCUGCUCCAAGUCUCCUGCCACUCCGAAAAAGGCCAGCGGUGGCGGUGAGGAGACCUGCCGGCGCAGUAAAAGGAGCCUCAGCAACAGUUCCGCUGUGGCUGCCGCCUACGUUGCCUACCUCAAUAAACUCUUUGGACAGGAGAGAGAGCUGAUGCCGCUGGAGUUAGACGAGCUGCGAGAGGCCUUCAAGGAGUUUGAUUACGACGCGGACGGCUUCAUCCAUUACAAAGACAUUGCCGACUGCAUGAGGACCAUGGGCUACAUGCCUACGGAGAUGGAACUCAUCGAAAUCAUCCAGCAAAUCAAGAUGAGAUGGGGGGGCCAUGUCGACUUCGAUGACUUCUGUGAGCUGAUGGGCCCCAGGAUGCUCGCUGAGACCGCUCACAUGGUCGGCCUCAAGGAGCUCCGUUGUGCUUUCAAACAGUUUGACUGCGACGGCGAUGGAAAGAUCACGCUGGAGGAGCUGAAGGACGGCAUGAAGAGCCUCCUGGGUGAGAAGCUGAAGAAGGGAGAGCUGGAGGAGAUCCUGGCCGACAUUGACCUCAACAAGGACGGCAACAUCGACUUUGAUGAGUUUGUGAUGAUGCUGUCUGCUCGCUGACCUGAGGACCACACACACACACACACACACACACACACACACACACACACACACACACACACACACACACACACACACACACACACACACACACACACACACACACACACACACACACACACACACACACACACACACACACACACACACACACACACACACACACACACACACACACACACACACACACACACACACACACACACACACACACAGCUCCUGUCCUGCAGUCUGCCUGGUGUGUAUUCUACGGCAUAGCUCAGUUGGUAGAGUGGCCGUGCCAGCAACUUGAGGGAUCCAGGUUCGAUCCCCGCUUCCGCCAUCCUAGUCACUGCCGUUGUGUCCUUGGGCAAGACACUUGACCCACCUGCUGCCACCUGCUGCCACCCACACGGCUUCAAAUGUCACUUCCAUGUUGGCUUUCACUCAGGACAGCACUUUGAGUCACUAGAGAAAAGCACUCCAAUAUAAUUCACUUCACUACUUAGUCAUCUGUCUGCUCCUGUCCUGCUGUCUGUAUUCUACUUAGUGGUCACGCAUGGAAGGAGGACAAUGGAUUGUAUUUUCAAAAUAAAAUGUGUGUAUUCUACUUAGUGAUCACACAUAGGAGGAGGGACAAUGGAUUGUAUUUUCAAAAUAAAAUGUGUGUAUUCUACUUAGUGAUCACACAUAGGAGGAGGGACAAUGGAUUGUAUUUUCAAAAUAAAAUGUGUGUAUUCUACUUAGUGGUCACGCAUGGAAGGAGGGACAAUGGAUUGUAUUUUCAAAAUAAAAUGGUGGAGUCUGUGC
Molecule: messenger RNA, 1630 nt
Organism: Entelurus aequoreus (snake pipefish)
Lineage: Eukaryota; Metazoa; Chordata; Actinopteri; Syngnathiformes; Syngnathidae
Product: calcium-binding protein 2-like
Exons: 9
Coding region: 86-841 (251 amino acids)
Molecular function (GO): calcium ion binding
Source: RefSeq, a predicted model, not a curated record